Messenger RNA from Colletotrichum scovillei, 2795 nucleotides. Its product is annotated as peptidyl-prolyl cis-trans isomerase ssp-1. Gene Ontology annotation, molecular function: peptidyl-prolyl cis-trans isomerase activity; protein binding. Bases 432 to 968 code for a protein of 178 amino acids. Lineage: Eukaryota; Fungi; Ascomycota; Sordariomycetes; Glomerellales; Glomerellaceae. Gene Ontology annotation, cellular component: nucleus; cytosol. The record is from RefSeq and is a predicted model, not a curated record. The transcript is spliced from 4 exons.
AUUCGAGCCAAGCUGAAGAACCUCCCCCCCCCGUCCAGUUGCGUUGACUAGGUGCAUCGCCAAAACCCCAGCUAUUCCCCAGCUGCACCUUACCUUACCUUACUUUUGCCUUCCAUUGCCUGCCUUACCUUACGGAGUACCUUAGCAUUGUCUCCUCCGUUCGGCUGCCGUACCUUGGGUUACCCAGUAUACCUUACCUUACCUUCCCGAGUACAUUUGUACCUCGACGCCCACCCUCCUCGCCUCCAUCGUCGUGCUGUUCUUCCUCUUCCUUAUUCUGCCAACUCCACGUUUCUUACAUUUCAGUACCUUACCUACUCCACGACAGCUUCGUUCCUUCCACCAACUUCCCCCGCCGUUGAAGUUUCGUUCCCCGCAGCUAUCGCAACAGCUUCUUCUCGUCUCUCCCGUAAACAACCUCACGCGCAACAAUGGCUGACACCGGUCUCCCCCCCGGCUGGGAAGUACGACACUCCAACUCCAAGAACCUGCCCUACUACUUCAAUGCCGCCGAAAAGGUCUCACGCUGGGAGCCGCCCGCGGGAACCGACACCGAGAAGCUGAAGCACUACAUGGCCACCCAUCACAGCGCUGGCGCCGGCGCAAGAUCCCAGGCUGUUCCCGUGCCAGAGGGGAAGAUCCGCGCUGCCCACCUGCUGGUCAAGCACAAGGACAGCCGGCGCCCUUCCAGCUGGAGAGAGGCCGAAAUUUCCCGCACCAAGGAGGACGCACUCGAGAUCAUCAAGGCUCACGAGGCCAAGAUCAAGUCCGGUUCCACCACGCUCGGCGAGCUGGCCCUGACCGAGUCCGACUGCAGCAGUGCCCGUAAGAGGGGUGACUUGGGCUACUUCGGCAAGGGUGACAUGCAACGGGAGUUUGAAGAAGCUGCCUUUGGUCUGAACCCUGGUGACAUCAGCGGCGUCGUGGAGACGGCGAGCGGCCUGCACUUGAUUGAGAGACUGGAGUAAAUGAGAUAGAGUACCUAGAGACGAACAGCAUCAUGCGCGCGUAAGCAGGCAGGACGGGGUUCACAGAAGGAGAAAAAAAAAAGUUCAACCAGUGCCCAGUGCCGGUGGACAUGACACGGCUGGCCCAGCUGAGUCAGCCAGACGUUUAUGACAUUUUUUUUGCAGAAUUGUUCUUUAUCACGCGCUUGCCACUGGCAUAACUGUAUAUCAAAAAAAUACCAAACGCGCUUCUGAAGAGAGCUCCACGAGCUCGCAAGUACAAUUUGCCUCCCUCCGCCCCUUUGUCUAUGGCACAAUUAUGCUAUGCUAUGCUGCGUACAUUAACCAGAGCGCCGCCUGCCAUGCUCCAGGUCACCGAUUUUCAUGCGCUAAACUACCUCCAGGACCUCAAGAUACCUCGCCAUACGGGAGUCUGUCCGGUCCCAUGCCAGCAAGCUUCAUCAAGGUAGUCGUAAACGGUUCGACCGCACUGAAGACGACAGUAAAGAUCCCAAACACGGUCAUCGAGAGAGCAGCAUAAGGCGCAGCCCGGCUCUUCCUCUCAUAGAGAUAUGAGACGCCCAUGGCCGCGCCGUUGAUGCCAAUCGCCGUCCCUACCCCGAUGGUAAGCGCAUCGUCUCUCGGUUUCUCAUCUUCUUCUUCGUCCACGUCAAUGUGCGACUCUUGAGUCGAGUCAAACCCCAGCUUCCUCAGCAUGAACGGGUACAUCAGCUGUCCCAGUAUGCCGUUGCUCACUACUAGUGCCGCGGUGACGACAUCGUUCCCAUAGACCGCCUCUAUCGCAGGUCGCGCCAGCGCCAGCGUUGUGCAGCGCGCUGCAAAGGAGAGCGCCUCACGAGGCCCGAGACCAACCGCUCUGCCGAGCAGGACGGACACAAAGACGUUGAGUGCCGCAAAGGCUGCCGAAAGAACAACCACGGCUGCGCCGGCGCGAGACCAGAUUUGCUUCCGACACUCGUAGAGCUUGAACCCCCAGACAACGAAGCCGACCUCAAGGAUCGAGAUGGCCGCGUCGCCGGCACCGAACCAGUCGCUCGAGAGGUAAGAUCCCGACACCUUUGAGGUCCAGAUGAGGGAGAGAGUCCUACCGCGCGAGAAUUGGGACAGCGUUUUGUUGAUGGGUGUAUCCGUGGCGGCGGCUUUGGCACGAGUGUAGGCUAUCAUGCCGAGGGUCAUCAGUAGGACCGGGUUAAGCAGUGUCGUGACUGUCGUCUUGAGCCCUUGUACGCUGGAGAGGAUGUCGCUGCGUCCAAAAUUGCGCUGCAGUCUCGUGCUGCUGAUCCAGGUGAACCACAGCAUGCACCCGUCGAGGAUGCGGUCAUCGCCUAGGGCGUACGAGACAGGGAUGCCUACGGUGAGUAAGAGCCAGAUCGAUAGAAUGACUGGGUAGCACUCCUUGAACCAGCUGAACCUUUGGGUACCCUCUCCGCUCGAGACUUGGGGCUGCUGCGAACUGGAAAGCGAUGUCCGAUCUUGAUGGUGGCCCAGUGGGCUCGGAGGUGGGACAGGGGUCGGGCAGUCACUAUCGGUGAAGUAAGCCGAGACGGUCCUCGAAUCUGGACCCAGUCCCGCUUCCUUAUCGGUAUGGUAUCCGUUGAUCGUGGUUCCGUGUAGGGUCGUUGACUCGGACGGCCUGCGGCUGAGGGUUGGAGGGGGCAUCUGGAUGCGUGGUGUGGGAAUAUCCUGCCCGCCGGAGUGCCAUGGUUGGUCGUCUUCAGUGUCAACGUCGCUUCUCUUUUCAGAUUCGCGAAGGUAAAAGGCUGGAAUUCUGAUGAUCCCGGCGAGAAUGCCCCAAGAGAGCAGGAAGAUCAAUACCCAAAAGACGAC